GUGAAAGAGGUUUAAACGGCGUUAUAUCAAUGCAAACAGUUGUUGUCGUUAAUCUGUUCCCCAAUGUGGUAUCAGGAUGUGUUUCUCCCUGUAGCGUUGUGGCAGUAAAGGGCUGAGUCCUGCUGCUUAGGUUUCUGCUCCCUCCCCUCCUCUCUGCCGUAUUCCCCAUGUCAUUUCCCCGGCCCGGGACACAGGAAGCAGCGGCAUACUUUAGUGGAAGCUCCGAGCAAGAGGCUGCACCUCCAGUCCGGGAUGUGGCAAACAUGGCUAUUUGUCAUUGCACUCGUUUCCAUUCAGCCAUGCUGUAUGUCUGGAAGGUUUACUUUUCUCCGUCAAAUGUUUAAUGGUGUCAAAGUUUCUACACCCUCAGUGGCAGACCCUGGGAAACCCCUCUUUCUCACUCCUUACCUGGAACGUGGAGAAAUUGAGAAAGCUCGAGAGUUGAGUUUAGUGGGUCCACUAGAAGGCCCAGUUGUGAAGAGCUACUCUGGAUUUUUGACAGUGAAUAAGAUCUACAACAGCAACCUUUUCUUCUGGCUUUUCCCUGCACAGACACUUCCACAGACUGCCCCUGUAUUGCUCUGGCUUCAAGGUGGCCCUGGAGGCUCAUCAUUGUUUGGGCUAUUUGUUGAGCAUGGGCCAUAUGUUGUCACUAAAAAUCUUACAUUGGAAGCACGAAAAGUACCAUGGACGUCGAAGUAUUCAGUGCUGUAUAUCGACAAUCCCGUUGGCACUGGCUUCAGCUUUACUAACCACGAUGAAGGCUAUGCAGAAAAUGAAGAUGAUGUAGGAAGGGACCUGUACAGUGCCCUAAUCCAGUUCUUUCAGAUAUUCUAUGAAUAUCAGCAGAAUGAUUUCUAUGCUACAGGAGAGUCCUAUGCAGGGAAGUAUGUUCCUGCAAUUGGUUACUAUAUCCAUGUCCACAAUCCUAUUGCCAAAGUAAAAAUCAACUUCAAGGGAAUGGCUAUUGGCGAUGGACUAAGUGAUCCCGAAGUAAUGUUAGGUGGUUAUGCAGAGUUCAUGUACCAGAUUGGGAUCAUCGAUGAGAAACAAAAGCAGUACGUCCAGCAGCAGACAGACACAGGAGUGCGUUACAUCCAGCAGAAGAAAUGGAGGGAAGCCUUUGAAGUGUUUGAUACUUUGUUGAAUGGUGAUACAACUGAAUAUCCAUCCUUCUACAAGAAUGUCACAGGAUGUACCAACUAUUAUAAUUUUCUUCAGUGCACAGAGCCCUUGGAUCAAAGCUACUAUGGUGACUAUUUAUCACUGCCUGAAGUGAGAAACUCUAUUCAUGUGGGAAAUCUGACCUUCCAUGAUGGAUCAGAAGUGGAGAAACAUCUUUUGAAGGAUAUUAUGCAAUCAGUGAAGCCAUGGGUAGCCAUAUUAAUGAAUAAUUAUAGGGUAUUGAUGUAUAGCGGUCAACUUGAUGUAAUUGUGGCAGCUCCUUUAACUGAACGCUUUCUGCUCACUGUGCCAUGGUCCAAAGCUGAAGAAUUCAAAAACGCAAAGAGAAACUUUUGGUUUGUCAAUCCCAAUGACACUGAAGUGGCUGGCUACGUUCGAAAUGUUGGUGAUUUUUAUCAGGUAAUUAUACGAGGUGGAGGACACAUCUUACCAUAUGAUCAACCUGAAAGGGCAUUUGACAUGAUUGACCGUUUCAUCUCCAGAAAAGGACAAUUCCUUUGAUUUGUAUUGUGGAAUUAAAUCUCUCUCAUUUUUAAUUUUAUGAUAUCACAUUAAUUAAAUGAGAAAUCAAAGUAUAAGAGUAUGCAGGAUUUUACUUUCAUCCCUCCAUUUUAAGUUGGUGCCAGGAGCAGGGACUGGACUAAGGUCAUUGACUUGGAACAUUAACUUUGCUUCUCUCACCACAGCAUGGGCUCUCUAGCACAGAUCAACUGGUUAAUUUUCCAUUUGGUCUCCAAUUUCUCAGAGGUGGGGACAAUCUCCAGGGGGAUCACGCAGAGGUUGGUGGUAUGGGGUGGGAAAUAAUGAAAAAGUCAAAUUUUAACUUACAGUUCUACAGCUGCCAUGGCAUCCUGACUGAUUCUGCAGUUUAGAGAGCCCAUAUGUGUGUUGCUGAGUACUUUCAGCACUUUUUGCUUUUAUUUUAGGUUUCCAGUUUUCACUUCAGAUUUUCAUUUUCUGCGGUAUUUUGCUUUUGUGAAAGUAUUAAAAAGUUGUGAUUUGAUAUUUUUAAUAAGUUCUUGCAAAACUCAAAUAUGAACUGAAAUAAAUUCUUUGAUAUUGUUGAU
This is a messenger RNA of Chiloscyllium plagiosum (whitespotted bambooshark), 2252 nucleotides long. It is a transcript of the gene cpvl, whose product is annotated as carboxypeptidase vitellogenic like. The record is from RefSeq and is a predicted model, not a curated record. Gene Ontology annotation, molecular function: serine-type carboxypeptidase activity. Gene Ontology annotation, biological process: proteolysis. NCBI's taxonomy places the organism in Eukaryota, Metazoa, Chordata, Chondrichthyes, Orectolobiformes, Hemiscylliidae.